UUAAAGCUCCCGUCACGUGAUCCUGAUGUCAGUCUUUGCUGUAGCGGUCGUGAUAAAGUGUUCAAGACGAGCUAAAUUAACCUCACAGCUAGCAUAUAUAUAAAUAUAAAAAGUGUAAACUUGUAACCAGAAACGUUAGUGGGUUUUGUUUCCAAAACAGAGCUUUGACAUCUCAACAAAUCCGAGUGCGCGUGACUUUUAUUCUCCCUUUGCUAUUGUUGUGACGCUAACGUUAGCCUAGCUAGCACAACAUCUUGCUAAGCUAGCUGACUAGCUGCGUCUCGUCUUCUUGUUUGUGUUGCUGUGAAUUCGCCCUGAGGAAGAACCGGAGUUGAACCGGAGAAACAUGACUCAGAUCUGUGGUGUCCAGUCAUGGUGCCUGGGAGUCGUGUUACAGGUGAUUUUAGCGGCCCUCCUGCAUCGGGGUUUUGCUGCUGCCCAAACCACCGCUGCGUCGCACAAAGACCCCGGGAGACCUGAGAAAGGAAACUACGUGGUCACCAGCAGCAACGGUACUGAGUGUUUACUGGCAUCCAUGGGUCUCCAGCUCAACAUCACCUUCAACUCUGUCUCCGAGAAUAAGACUGUGCCGGUUAUUAUGAACCUUCAGCCAAAUGCGACGAAGCACUCUGGAUCGUGCGGCUCAGACACCGCCUCCCUGCGGCUCUCGACGGACACAGAGAACACCAACCUCACCUUUGUCUUCACUCUGAAUGCUACGUCCACUAAGUACCACCUGAGUGAAGUGUCUCUGUCGGCAGCCUGGAAGGACAUGAAAGAGCCCGUCUCAGCCGUUAACAGCAGUCUGGACUCCCUGCGGGGCACCCUGGGGUAUUCUUACAUGUGCCGCGAGCAGCAAACUCUGAUUCUGGCUCAGGAUGUGUCCAUCAACACCUUCGACGUGCAGGUGCAGCCCUUCGGCGUCACAGGAGAGCAGUUUGGAGCAGCUGAGGAAUGCAAGUUGGAUGAGGAUGACAUGUUGAUCCCCAUCAUAGUCGGAGCAGCUUUAGCGGGUCUCGUCCUCAUCGUGCUCUUGGCCUACCUCAUCGGCAGGAAGAGGAGCCACGCUGGCUACCAGACCAUCUGAGGUCCCUCGUGUUUCCAGAGGCCAGAGCGCGCUAUCCCACCCUUGAGAUUAACCACUGUUUUAUGAGACUUAACACUCCACCCUGUGCCCCCUCCAUCCCUCAUCCUCCCUGCCUCUGUGUGUGCUGUUCUUUGCCCUCAUCAGUAACACUAGUCAUUCUCACUUUGUGCAGGUUGAUAUGCUCUUUCUGAACUGACCCGCUCAUUCGUGUAAAAAAAACAAAACAGGGGCUCUGUUUGGAGAUUGUAAUGAAAUGAGGAAAAACCUACUGGUACUGCGUAAAGCAGAGGACGGAUGUUGAUCAGAGGGUCUAUGAGCGUUCUCAAAUUGUAUUGUACUAUUUAUGAUUUCUAUGAAAGGAAUUGUGAGGGAUUGUGGGAUUUGAGGGAAUUGCUACUGUAGCUUUUCUCAUUGUUGAUCUGCUUUAGGGCGGCCAUUUUUAGUAGUCUUGCCCUAAAUGAGUUUUGUUAUUAUAAAGGGAAUAUUUCUGACCGUUUAACUUAAGACAAUAAAGAUCUGACAUUUUUUAUUGCAACUCUACAUUUACCCCAAGUAUGCACAUUUUAUGUAACAUACUAAAAACACGGUAAGAAAUCCCCUUCGUAGCUAAAAUGCAUUAUUAAUUUUAUUUUGUAUUCUUUCCCUCUUGAAGGUACUCGACACGUGUUGUAUGGAGACUGUAGAUGCAGCUUUGUAAGAUAUUUAUUUGGGCUUUUUCACUUAAUUUAUGGGGAUAAUUCAAUAUUUUUGGGAAAGAGGUUUAUUUACUUCCUUGCCAAGAGUUAGACGAGAAGAUCGAUACCACUCUCACGUCUGUACGGCAAAUGUAUCGCUACAACCAGCAGCUGGUUAGCCUAGCUUAGCAUAAAGACUGGAAACAGGGAAACGGUUAGCCUGGUUCUGUCCAUUGAUCAGCCUACCAGCACCUCAUAAAAGAACUUUGUGCGGAUUAAACAAACUUGAUGUAACGUGUUCAUCAGUGAGCUUUAGAGGUGAUGGUACGCGGGUGUGUUACUUUUGGACCGUGCUAGCCGUUUGCUCCCUUUAGUCUUUAUGCUAAGCUAAGCAUUCAUAUAUACCACACAGAUGCUUAUCAAUCUUCUCAUCUAACUAAGCACAAAUAUGAAUUUCCCAAAUUGUCAAACUAUUCGUGUAAGUGAUACAAGCCUCUCUUUUGGUUUCUGCUGUUACAAUGUUCAUUUGCUUAAACAAUCUAAACAAAAACAAACUUGUGUUGGUUUAUGUGGAUGUACAAAGCUCAGGACUUCGCUGUCAGAGUGUAAUGUUGAAGACAUUUAGUCCACCGGGUAGUUUCGUUUGUUUUCCCCUCCCCUGAAUAUGGGCCCACUUGGGAUUUUGCUUGCUGAAGGGAACGAAUUUGCACUAAAGUUCUGACAAACAGCCCCAUGUAACGAUUAAAGUGGCCAAAAUGCUCUGGUCAGUGUUCAUCAGUGCCUUCCCAGCUGUAACAUAGAUGGGAUUAAAAAUAAAGCCAAUGCCAUAGAUGUCCCCACUCACUCACUGACACUGUGCUGCCAUGUCUGGGACACUUCCUUUGUGUCGCUCCUUGCCUUCAUGUACUGUUACUACCAUUGUUUGAUGUUGUAGGAGAAAGUAAAGAUGUUUUUUUCUCUCCCUCAUCUAAAUGUCCAUGUAGUGAUUUAAUAAGGUUUUAAUGGAUUAGUUAGAACUGUUUUCUAAAGAAGAGGUCAAUAAAAUGAAUGAACAAGA
Messenger RNA from Cottoperca gobio, 2818 nucleotides. It is a transcript of the gene lamp1b, whose product is annotated as lysosomal associated membrane protein 1b. Gene Ontology annotation, cellular component: late endosome membrane; plasma membrane; lysosomal membrane. Gene Ontology annotation, biological process: establishment of protein localization to organelle. The coding region runs from base 347 to 1087 and encodes 246 amino acids. The record is from RefSeq and is a predicted model, not a curated record. The transcript is spliced from 6 exons. Lineage: Eukaryota; Metazoa; Chordata; Actinopteri; Perciformes; Bovichtidae.